AUGUUUUUCAGACGGUUCUUGCAGGCAGCAAAGACGGCAUGGAAAGCUUUCCGUGAAAACCCGGCAGCGACGAAGGACUGCUUCUGGCAGCUUGUCUGCGAAACAAGCGGUCUAGAGGCAUCUGCGGCAAAGGAAGCAGAUGCUGAGAUAUGCGAAACACUCCGAAGUCACUACGCCGACACCUUGGAAGUGCUGAACAUAGCCCGCGACCAGGGCAUCAUCCUUGGCGUGAUCUCGAAUCACAUAGGCUUCUGGUUUCAUGAGGAAUGUGCGAAGCCUUGUGGCUUAAGCACCCUGGUAACUCCAGAGCUGCUUAUUGUGAGCUCCGAGGUUGGCUGCUCAAAGCCUAGCAGCCGCAUUUUCGAGAUUUUUCUGCAACGCCUUCAAGCGCUUCAUCCUGGCAUAGCAGCUGCUGAUUGCAUCUUUGUGGAUGAUAAGGCGGAGAAUGUUGAAGCAGCAGAAGCCCUGGGCUUCCGUGGUCUUAUCUUUAAUGCCAAGACGGCUGCGCCUGGUACUUUGGCAGAGGAGCUGAAGAGAGCUGGGCUGCCCCUCGCCUAG
Molecule: messenger RNA, 558 nt
Organism: Symbiodinium pilosum
Lineage: Eukaryota; Dinophyceae; Suessiales; Symbiodiniaceae
Source: the annotation of a GenBank genome assembly